AUGCGCAAGCCAUACCGCUUCUACAGCCUUAGCCGGCCCAAGCUGCGGCAAUCGUGGAACAAGUAUAACCUCUACAACCUCUACCGUCAGGUUGGCCGCGAGCCCCAAAUAAGGGGAACGCCGACUUUUUUCCAGCAGAAGUGGGCUGCCAAGGCAAAAACGAGAGCGUACCACGGUGAGCACAUACCGGAGAAGAAAUGGGUGCGCCAGUUUUCCCGUCGACUCCUGUCCGCCGUCGAUCUGCCUCCCCAGUAUCUGGCUGCCAAUGAUGGCUCCGAGCAGGCCGCAGGGCGUGGAUCCGGCUUGACAACAUCCAAUGUAACAGCCGACUCGUACUCAAAAGUCCCCGGGCUCAGCAUGCAAGAGAAAUCACGACGGAAGCCGCCACCAUUCGGAGAUGUCAAUAAGCUGCUGUCAGACCAGUUUUCCAAAAUGACGCCUUACAUGCAAAUGACGUUCGCUCCCCUCGAACGGAGGCUGGACACGGCAGUGUUCCGAGCUUUGUUUGCGAGUAGUGUCCGACAGGCUCGACAGUUUGUCAUCCAUGGGGCCGUCAUGGUCAAUGGUAAAAAGGUCGACAUCGAAAAAGUCAUGUAUGGCACAGGGCAGCAGAAACAACCCGAGGGAAACAAACGCCUGCGCGAAAACCUUCAGUCACGCAAGAAGAAGGCCGAUGAAUUCUUGAAAGGCAUCGUGGACCAGUCCUCGGGCGGCAAGGCGACACGACAUGCUUUGGCAGAAUCCACUGCCACGCGUGCAGGUGAUGGAGAAGACCCGACCAGUUCAAGCAAAGACGUCGCUGCAGACGAGGCCGAAGCCACUCCCAGCCAUGAUUUGGCGAGCUCAGGAAUCGAAUCUUUGACGCAAGGGGAGACGUGGGAAAUGAACAAUAAGACGCUCAGGUUUCUCCUCAAGGACGUCAGGAAGUUGUUGCAAACCAACCCCAAAGAUCUCACAGCCAAGGAAAAAAAGCAACUCCGGCUAUUUCGGGCCGAUGCCAAACGCUUCCUGUCACAUCCCGAGGACAGCGAAAUGAAUGCGCAGGACUUGAUGGAGGAUCUUCAGCUACAGAUGAAGAGUCACGAGCUUAUGCGCGAGAGCUUCGAAAAACUUUCCUUGAAACCUCGCGAGGAAAUGUCCGGCGCUCCUGAGGGAGAACAAGAAGUGGAACAACACAACAGGAAGCGGCAGAUGGAUAAGGGUCUAGAAGGGCUCUCGGAGCAGCAAAAGGAGAAGGCGAUACAAAUCAUGGGUUCCUCUCAGUUGUCCAGAGAAGAGAUGCGCAAGCUGGGAAAGCUUCUCCAGUAUGACCAGGAGAACCCCAUCGAUGACAGCAAGCCGUACGCCACACCAUGGCGACCGCGACCUUUCAUGUCGGCUUUUGCUUUCAUUCCUCGCUACCUCGAAGUCAACCCCAACAUUUGCGCCGCAGUCUACCUUCGUCACCCGGUGGCUCGAAAGGGCAUGGCGGAGGUUCCUACGCCAUUCAGCUACUUGACGAACCAGCUGACGCACAACUGGUACUUGGAGCGAGGCUGA
Molecule: messenger RNA, 1539 nt
Organism: Drechmeria coniospora
Lineage: Eukaryota; Fungi; Ascomycota; Sordariomycetes; Hypocreales; Ophiocordycipitaceae
Product: 30S ribosomal subunit S4
Exons: 3
Coding region: 1-1539 (512 amino acids)
Biological process (GO): positive regulation of translational fidelity
Cellular component (GO): mitochondrial small ribosomal subunit
Molecular function (GO): rRNA binding; structural constituent of ribosome
Source: RefSeq, a predicted model, not a curated record